AUGGCCGACAUCCUCCGGAUGCUGGCCUGCUUCGACAAGCUCCAGGUGUGCUCCGAAACCUUCGAGCGUCUGGUGCGCCAGGGCCUGGGCUUCUUCGGCCUGCGAGUCCUAAUGGGCACACGCUGGCCAAUCUAUGAGUCGCUUCAUUCGGAUGUUUGGGACCGGGUGCCAAGAAAAGAAGAUGACCCGCAUGACCUUGCCUGCGAAGACCCUGGCAAGCAGAUCUUGAACUGGGCUGCCUUCAAGAAUGUCUUCGCCCUCAAAGACUGGUAUCAACCAUCCGUAGAUGUUGCCUAUGGGCCUGAACUGGAACAACAGUGGAGGGAAGCUGCCCGGGAAUGUCCCCUGGGUUUUGCCACGGCGAAUUUGGUGAAGGCCAUGCUCUGCUCGCAUACCGAGUCCGUUUGCUUCAGGGCGCAUGCGACGAUGCUGGGGGCGGUGCUGGAGGAGAUUUCGCUCCAGCAAGUGGCAGCAAGUGGAUGGCCCAUACUACGUAUGCUGGGCCAUGUAUCUCGGGUUGUGAGGCGACACAGGUUUCAGCUGGACUUCACACCCAGUGAGUUGCUGAUGAGGCCCCUUCCAGAUGGUCAUCAGCAAGUUGCAGAUGCCUCUGUUUCAAUGCAGGACCUUCAGGUGUGCCUUCCCAAGCUCCACGAGGCGGCUGACCGAACUGCUACUCGGCUGGGCAUUAAGGCUCUACC
Messenger RNA from Symbiodinium pilosum, 701 nucleotides. The record is from the annotation of a GenBank genome assembly. Lineage: Eukaryota; Dinophyceae; Suessiales; Symbiodiniaceae.